UACCUGUUUUGAAGAAAUCGAGCCAAAAUGGCGGAUAAUGGAGAUUCUUUAAAGGGGUCCGUUCAAGAAACUGGUGAUAGACAAGUUUCGGAGCUGGUCCUUCAUCGUCACCCAAGUGGAACUGAUGCUGAAAUUUCACCAGUGACAAAAAAGCUGGCUGAGUUCAUAGCAGCCCUGCUUGUACUUUUGUAUAACUUGCCAAGGGGAUUCUUAGCCAUUGUUCCCACCACAGCGCGUACAGUGGUUCAAUAUAUGCAAACACCACCAAUAGACAUCGAAGGAAGAGACAAAAUGAAACAUGACGGAGAACAAAUUAAAGUUAGUCUGAAGGAAAUAUGCCAUGAGGAAAGCAAAUUGUGGGAAAAGUUUGGCAACUUCCCUUAUCAUUCAACCAUCGGCUUGAAAAAAUGGGAAUGGGAUUUGAGAAUCCUAAGGGAUCGUUUAGCCAAACGUGGAGUCGACAUACACAUUUUACAAGGAUUGGUGACUAAACUGGAAUCAGAAGCGCACACUGCAAUCAAGUGGACGAUUUCCCGAGUAAUCACAGGGCUUCUCCUCGCAAGUGCAGUGUUUGGACAUUGCUAUUAUUGGGAUUCCAUGCCAGGCGUUUGGGAAGGUGGUUCUUUGAUCCUGGUGCUGAUUUUCCUCGUGCGCAAGGCUCAAGAGUAUUACAUCAUUUAUCAGAUGCUCCGUGAGGGCAAACAAGUCAAACGCGAAUUGGAAGAGUCCAGGUGCCGUUAUAUGAAGUGCAAAAUUACCUUAGAGGAGACCUUGCCCUCUUUAAAAGAGAUGGUUGAUAAGUUUGAUGGUGGGUCUUCCUCACCAAAGAUUAAGAGUGAAUGAUUAGAUUUGCAAAAGGCUCCAAGAGGCUUAUUCAGGGAAUUAUAGGUAACCUCAUUCGAAACAAGUGGUCGCACAAUGAACUAAUUGUUGGCAGUAAUAGCUUGGUCGACUACUACAGUUUUGUCACAGAAGAUGAUUUGAAAUCUUCCUCAUAUAAUACGCAACGAUUGUUUUGCCAACAAUGAGGUAGUUGUUCUUCCAAUUUAAAUUUAGUGUUCACAGUCAACGAAAACAAUUAGAAUUCUCCCAAGUACCUCGAAAAGGCCUCUUGAAGCUAAAUGAAGGACUCGAAUCAUCACACUUAAUCAAGUAAACCUAGAACAUAAGUCAUAAAGUUAAUUCUUAUCUUAUAGAGCUUGAGAUAACUCUCAUUCGGGGAUGGUGAGUAGAAGCACAUGGUUAUAGCCAAAUAGCUAAUUCACAGACUUUGAAAUUAAUAAGGAGUUAAGUUGGAUAGCCUUAUGAACCGUGACAUAGCUUGAUGAAAGAACAAAAAAUUUAUGAAAGAGCCACAAAAUGUUAGUUGCCUUCUCUCACCUUUGUUCGCGCAACAAAGUGAAAAUACGAAGUGACCAUUACGAGUAUCAAACAACUGAAGUCAGACUCAAACAAAGUAUUUUGAUCUUCAAUGGUGUAGC
Pocillopora verrucosa is the source of this 1481-nucleotide messenger RNA. RefSeq lists its product as uncharacterized. NCBI's taxonomy places the organism in Eukaryota, Metazoa, Cnidaria, Anthozoa, Scleractinia, Pocilloporidae. The record is from RefSeq and is a predicted model, not a curated record.